GUCUAAUGUACAACGUCUACUUCCGAACAUCGUGCAUAGUGUGAAAUGGUUGACAUGUGGAGUCUUCGAGUUCCAGGCCCUACAACGUCUCAAGAUCUCAACAGCGACCUCUAGGGGUGUCAUCAUGUCACGCUCAUCUACUCAUCAAUUGGGGAUAUGCACGGAGGCUAAGCGUGCAAGAUCUUUGGUCAAAAUUCUGAAGAUGGAAGCGUAUGACGACAUGGAGCCUUUCGAACUCAGCCAAAGCGAGGCACCACCAUCUGUCGAAGUGGAGGAGGGUUGGAAUAUAGUCGAGAGGCAUAUGGAGAUAGCAGUCGGCCGAAACCCCCAGAUGUGGUGCACAGCGACGGUGGCCGGCAGGACCAGUCAGCCAUCGCAUGUAGAUUGGGGCGUGGUACUCGCCGAAUUUGUCACUGCGCUAGGGGACGUAUACGAGGGCUCGAUCCCCUUGAUAUUGUCAGUGCCGGCCGCAGAGGACGUUGCGGAGCUACCUGAAGGCGCCGGUCGGCAAAGCGCCUGCGCUAUUGUGGCAUCUGGGAGAUUUACCCGUAGCGAAGUCGAAAGGAUGUUCGAAGAGAUAGCACAGCUUCCGCACGAGAAUCCAAAGAAUCAAUCAUGGGCUCCGGACACGAGGUUGCCACGCAAUCACAGAGCGAAAGCCCUGCUUCCCUUGAAUGCUUCCCCCGCUUCAUUCGUACAUGGUCGAGGCUAUCCGCCUCAAACGUUUGUAUUGCAGAAAGAUGGAAUUGAAGACGCACCAAGGGCAACUAGGACGGUGGGGCAAACCGAGCAUCCCAUGGCCCAGCAAGAAUUCCGUUGUGCAGAUCUGGCUGUGGAUAGUUGCCUUGAAAUGCCACAGGGAGGCUGCGACCUCGCCUUGGAAGACGAGAAGCGAUCUAGUGAUCCACGCGAUCAAGGCGUGGCAAUGACAUCAGAAGUUGAAGUGCUUCAUUCGGUUCCAGACACGAUGUCAAGUCCAAGAGAGCGAUUUCCUUUGGGCUGUCCAAUUUCUAAUUGCAAGCAGGUUUUCAAAAACAAGCACGACCAGAGCCGGCAUGUCCUCACUACCCAGGUCCACCAGGAAUUCAGAGACCACGACCCACAGUGGCCGACAAUGAGGGACGAACUAGACAUGAAUUUGGCGAAGCAUCCGUUGUUUUACUGCUGUGUCUGUGAUCCAGACGCGUUGAAUAAGAGGCGCUUCGACUUGAUGAAGAAACAUGCGAACAGGCAGAAACAUACCCGUCUCGUCGCAGAUGCAGACGAUGGAUCGCAGGAGGAAGGCUGGUGGUGUGUGGUAGUCAACUAA
Heterobasidion irregulare TC 32-1 is the source of this 1309-nucleotide messenger RNA. RefSeq lists its product as uncharacterized. The record is from RefSeq and is a predicted model, not a curated record. The coding region runs from base 125 to 1309 and encodes 394 amino acids. Lineage: Eukaryota; Fungi; Basidiomycota; Agaricomycetes; Russulales; Bondarzewiaceae. The transcript has 5 exons.